Messenger RNA from Closterium sp. NIES-67, 2175 nucleotides. The record is from the annotation of a GenBank genome assembly. NCBI's taxonomy places the organism in Eukaryota, Viridiplantae, Streptophyta, Zygnematophyceae, Desmidiales, Closteriaceae.
UACAACCGUGUAUCCGAAUGGGCUUGGUGUGAACUAGGCUCCUCCCUGUUCGGGUUUGUCACCUCCGAGACACAACUCGACCCAACUCGACGCGACUCUCACAAUCUGGAUUACGAGCACCGCUAGAGAUUAACUAAUAACAGAAGUGCGCAGUUUGCAAGCAAGCUAGUUCUGGACGACGCACGAGCAGCACCUUAGUACGGGCCCUCCCUUGCGGGCUUGUGACUCUAAAAGACAGAAUUAUGGCGACGAUUGGCGUUGACGCUCUAAGUGCCACCCGUUGCCUUGUCUGCCCGUUGAAUCAACGUUCAUUGGCGACAGAUUGUGGCAUGACGUCAGCUACUCGUAUACCCGCGCUCAGAUCUCCGUUCGCUGGCGAUUUCAUUGGCGACAGGACUCGCUUCCGGAAACUUCAAUUUCGCAAAGUUCGCAAUGCCGUAUUGCGAAGUCGGCAUGUAACAUCGAUGACGAUCAGCCGCAUCCCCCAUGGCGACACGAUUCUCGAGGCGUCGCAGAACACGACGAUGACGAUUCCCCCGCGAACGACUCUCAACGAGUACCUCGAUAAGAUCACGGACCCGUUAGAAGCCGAGCUGCGGACCCGUUAUUGGCUGCCGCACGUCACCGAUAUCGACCCCGAUACGCCGUCGUUCUACUCCACGUUUUGCACCAAGACAAGCUGUCCGCUGCUGCCCCUCGAUAAGGGCGCCUCGUUUGUGGACUACGACACGCACGAGCUGGGGACCACGUCACUCUUCGUGCACGACAAUGAUAAAGUGCUGCUCAAGACGGUGAAGUACUCGCACCCCAUGACGGCCGAUGCCUCAUCCGAGGAGGACUGCCACUUCGUGCAGCACUGGCUAGUGCGAGCAGGGGCGAGACCGCGAAUUUUCUUCAAGCCGCAGGCCGUGAGGGCUGCUGUGGUGACGUGUGGCGGACUCUGCCCUGGGCUGAAUGACGUCAUCAGACAGGUGGUGAUGACGCUCAACACCUACGGAGUGAGCGACAUCCGAGGCAUCAAGUAUGGAUUCCGAGGCUUCUUUGACACCUCCCUACACAUACCGCUGAACCGGGCAGUGGUGGACAACAUCCACCUCAUGGGAGGGUCCUUCCUGGGAGUGUCCCGAGGGGGGUCCAACAGCCUUGAUAUUGUCGACUCCAUUCAGAAGGAGGGGAUCAACAUGCUGUUCGUGAUUGGUGGAAACGGCACACACGCUGGAGCGCUCGCCAUUCACAAAGAGUGCUACCAGAGGGGCAUGAAGGUAUCAGUGGUGGGGGUGCCCAAGACAAUAGACAACGAUAUCCUGCUCCUAGACCAGACGUUUGGAUUUGACACGGCAGUGGAAGAGGCACAGAGGGCACUGCACGCCGCGUAUGUGGAGGCCUCCAGCGCGUACAGGGGAAUCGGCAUAGUAAAGCUGAUGGGGCGGCAGAGUGGGUUCAUCGCCAUGCACUCGUCACUGGCCAGUGGGCAGGUGGACAUGGCGCUCAUACCCGAGGUGCCCUUCUGCCUGGAGGGCCCCAACGGCGUGUUGCAGCACCUGGAGUAUCUCCUGGACCGCCAGGGCCACGCCAUCAUCUGCGUGGCAGAGGGCGCAGGGCAGGACCUAGUGCAAGGAGAGGGUGGCACAGAUGCUUCGGGGAAUCCAAUCCUGUCCGACAUUGGGGUCUUCCUCCUGAAGCAGGUGCGGCGUCACUUCAAGGCGAUCGGACGGCCAGCCGACGUCAAGUACAUCGAUCCGACGUACAUGAUUCGCGCGUGCCGCGCGAACGCGUCGGACAGCGUGAUGUGCGCCGUGCUCGGGCAGAACGCCGUUCACGGUGCGUUCGCCGGCUAUAGCGGCAUUACUGUUGGCCUAGUUAACUCGCACUACGCGUACAUUCCGAUCCCCGAGGUGAUCCGGCACGCGCGGCCCGUCGAUCCCAACGGUCGGAUGUGGCACCGGUGCCUGACCGCCACGGGUCAACCUGACUUCAUUCGCGUGCAACAAUAAUGUAACCCGCGAGGCAGGACAUUAUCCCAAUAUAAGAAUGGUUCUUUUUAACAUAUAUCAUGCUAUGUUUUAGAGAGGAGCAAUUUAUUCGUAGUCUUAUAUCAUCCCAUCCACCCACCACUUAUACGAAGUAAUUGUAUGCAGAAUUGCUCUAUGUUCCCAUAUUGUUACGAAAAGGAAA